AUCAAAAUGGCGGAAAGCCGAGCUCACUUGGCAGGGUUAAGAAUUUGAAACUCAUGCACUUCUGCGCUCUCUUUUCACUCUCUCUUACCAUAAAAUAGACGUGUUUAUACAUACUUUAUUUCGGUGCGGAAUGUUUGGGGUAUUGGUUGGCCAAAGUAUUAAAGCUGAGGUGAUCACAAAGUAACAGCUCUAAAGAAAUAUCCGUCGAAGGAGUGAGGAAGUAACUAGGAUGUCUGGCCACUAUGUUCAGCUUUGUCCAAAUCCUCUCCGGUUUGAGCCUGUCACCAAAGAAAACAGUGUAUUUUUUGACGAAGCAAACCGGCAGGUCUUCUCUGUUACCUCUGUGGAUGGAAAAACCCGUGUUGUAGUCAGAGGUCCUGAUCUGAAGUCUUUUGUCAUCUUCGACAUACCAACAAUGGGAUACGUGCAGUCCAUUAAAUUCUCUUAUGACCGCAAGAUAUUAGCAAUCCAGAGAUCUAUAAAAGUUGUGGAGUUCAUUAACUUUGCUGAUGGAAUUGAUAGCCAGCAGUAUAGCCAGACAUGUAAGAGCAAGUCUGCCCAUGUUAUUGGUUUCAACUGGACAAAUUUGAAUGAAAUUGUCUUUAUUACAAACCAAGGUCUAGAAUUUUAUCAGGUAUUACCAGAAAAGCGUAGCCUAAAGAUGAUUAAGAACUACAGUGUGCAAGUCAACUGGUUUGUCUUCCUGCCUGAGAGUGCUGUUCUUCUUUUGUCUUCCUCGGGCCUUGGAAAUGUUAUUCAUCCAUAUCACUUCAGGGCAGGGUCUGUCAUGAGGUUACCAAAGUUUGAGGUAGAUAUCCCUGCAGCCUCCAAAGCUCAGAAAGUUCAACUGUUGGAAAGGGAUGUCACUCUUGCAAACAUAGAUGGCCAGCUCUAUGUGGUAAUUCUCAGAAACCAGCAGAGAAGUCAAACCACAGGACCAGUUGGUGCAGAGAUUGUUCUGUACCAGCUACAGCGAGAUAUCCCAGCCAAGAAGGCAGCUGUUCUUCAACUGAACAUGAUUGGAAGAUUUGCAGUCAAUGUUGUGGAUAACCUUGUUAUUGUCCAUCAUCAAGCUUCAAAGACAUCUAUGUUGUUUGAUAUUCGACUUGGGGGAGAUUUUGAUGGACAGAUCACAUACUUUCAACCAGUACUAGCACCUCUGCCACUUGAACAAGCAGUUUUUGAAGCAGAAGAGAAAGAUUCUACUGGUGCAGUUAAAAAGAAGAGGGUACUUUGUGAAAUGUACUCUCAAAACUGGAUUGUGUUUCAACCAAACAUCAUCAUAGAUGCUAAACUUGGUUGUUUGUGGGAGGUUAUGAUAAAGCUGGAGCCCUUGGUUGCCAUGAUUGGUGACAAGGGCUUGUUGAUUGACUUCCUACUUCUAAGGAAAGAAAGCAAAAUGGUCAUUUUAACAGUUUUCAAACAAGCUUUAACUCCAGGGAGACAGAGCAGCCUUCCAGUCAUAGCUCGUAUGUUUGACAAGGUGAACUUGGCUUACAGAAGUUAUGCACUGGAAGCUGAACAAAAUGCACAACAGUCAAGUGAUGCUUCCAAGGGUCAGUCUCCCCAAAAACAAGUCUCUAGGUGCCAGACAGUUGUCAGUCAAGAAGACAUGUAUUCCCAUGUGCUUUCUACAUUUGUGGAGAGUAAGAAAGUAAAGUAUAAAUUCAUGGUUGCUGUGUUGGUGGAGUAUAUUCGAUCUCUGAAUCAGUUUGAGAUUGAGGUAGAGCACUAUCUUUAUGAGCUGAUCAUAAAUCUUCUGGUACACAACAAGCGUUUCUACCAACUGCAUCAGUUCCUGCAAUACCAUGUCAUCAGUGACUCUAAACCUCUGGCGUGUCUCAUGUUGUCCCUGGAGAGUACCUACCCUCCCACAUACCAACUGGCCUUGGAUAUGCUGAAGAGACUUAACACAGCCAAUGAAGAAAUCAUUGAGGUUCUUCUCUCAAAACGUCAGCUGUUGCCUGCCUUGCGCUAUGUGCGUGCUAUAGGUGCAGAAGACUCUAUAUCACCCCGAAAGUUCUUAGAGGUUGCUUCAAAUCCUGAGGAUUCCAUGCUUUUCUACACUGUAUACAAGUUUUUUGAACAACGUAACAUGCGGCUUCGUGGAAGCCCUGACUUUGCUCCAGGGGAACACUGUGAUAUGUAUGUUAAGAGAUUUGAGAGCCGUUUUGGGUCAAAUCGGAAUGCACAAUUCAGCAGUAAUGGAGGAAUCAACUGAAGAAGGUGGCAGCAGUAUAAGAGACAAGCAUUAAAUGAGAUGAAGUGUGGGGAGUAAAGCCAAAGAUAGAACAAGUUUCCUGUGCAUCAAUGUCCCCAGCGUGAGUUUAAUGACUUGGCAGAAGGUUGUACUUGUGCAUGAGUGGAUCAUAUCCGGAAUGUACUGUACAGUGUCAAGAUUACAAGGUGGACCAUAGCUCCGAUGUAGAAAAGAAAGUUUCAGACUCUUGGCUUAUGGACUCAAGAGGAAUAAUGUGUGAACUAAAAAACGAACAGAUGGCAGAGUUUAAGUUGCCAUGGCAACUGAAUUUGCAGCAGAAGUUGCUGAUCUGGCACAAGUAUUCAGCCAUCAGGUUGAAAGCUGAAAGGUUUUCUUCUUUUUUUGUAAGUUAAUAUAGUUUCAAGGCCUACAAUUAAAGUAGGAAAGGUAUUUGUCAUUUUCAUCUGAAAAAACUUUGCUUCUUACCCUAGUUUUACAACUUUAAUUACUCCAAAGAUAAGGGAUGUGGUCAUGGGUUUAGUCUGCCAUGUCAAUUUGCAUGUGUCUAUAUUUUCUGACGAUGAGUCACUAAAUGACAACUUUUACAAACAGCUAAGCUUGGGCCAAAGGGGAGGUAGGGCUUGAGAUAGGAGGAACCUGUCAUUCCUGUCUCACUCCUCUUUCAUCCUCUGUUAUUUAUUUGCCUACCAAAAUUGUAAGCCUAUAGUAAGCUGGGAUAUAAAGAUCAUCAAUUGAACAACUUUAAUUCUUUUCACUCUUAGUCUUUCUCAACAAACCUUUUAAGUUUUCUCUCACUGUUUCUUAUAUUACAAAUUGAAGAAUUUUAUAUUGUAUAUAACUGUGAAUUGAACUCUGUGAUUGUGCCCCAUAAAAUAAAAAAUUACAGAGAGGAGUUUCACAUGUCUUUGUAUUAUCGUCAAAUAAUUUUCUUUUGACAUACUGAAGUUUUAUUAAC
Pocillopora verrucosa is the source of this 3176-nucleotide messenger RNA. RefSeq names its product regulator of MON1-CCZ1 complex. Lineage: Eukaryota; Metazoa; Cnidaria; Anthozoa; Scleractinia; Pocilloporidae. Gene Ontology annotation, biological process: regulation of autophagy. The record is from RefSeq and is a predicted model, not a curated record. Gene Ontology annotation, cellular component: Mon1-Ccz1 complex; lysosomal membrane; late endosome membrane.